Messenger RNA from Hymenoscyphus albidus, 2406 nucleotides. Lineage: Eukaryota; Fungi; Ascomycota; Leotiomycetes; Helotiales; Helotiaceae. The record is from the annotation of a GenBank genome assembly.
UGUAACGCCACAGGCAUACAAGUAGCUUGGAGAAAUGACAAGGAAGGGCCUCCACAAUGAGAAAAAGGUGACGUUUGCUUACUAUCAACCAACAAAAAAACAGCCGGCUUCCGACUUUUAAUCAUCCAACUCCCAUACUCUUCACCAACUUUUUGAUUUUAUUUGAUCUCAAUUUCUCUUCAUCCUCUCCAAAAAAUUGUGGAGUUGUCUCUGUUGGAGUGGCAGCGUAGUGCAUAAGCAUUCCGUCCCCUACGCGCCCAGCGGCCCUGGCCCUUCGCGACUGCUUCCACUUCCUCUUCCUUGUCGGAUUACAGCAUCUGAUCAUAGCAUCAGACUAGAGGGACAGCACUGACACCUGCGAAAUUGACUUUUGGCUGAGGAACAAAAGGCAACGGCGGAACCAAAAUCUGUCCAGUCCUUCUAGCCUCCUACAGAAGGAACUGCUCCUUCUUUGCGCAUCGCAACUCUUCACACAUUACUGGAUGAACGUCGUCUACCACUAACAAUAACGGUAUCCAACAAAUAUUCUUGGCUCUUGGGUCGGUCAGUCUACCUACAAAACGAUUGCGCAUCAACACGCAACAACACAACAUAAUCUUCUCCUCAACAUCAUCUACAGUCACAUCAAUCGCCGAUUCGCCGAUUCGCCGCUUCGUGCACGACCGCCACGAUGGCGAUCUCCAAAGAAACAAGAAUCAUUGCCAUGGUGGUAAUUGAUACGGCAUUCUUCUUUACAGAAUUGGGUGUCGGUCUCUGGGUGGGGUCUCUGGCGUUGAUGGCAGAUGCCUUCCACAUGGUAAGAAACCCUCUGUUCCAGACUACGAUGUACUGAUCGGCGCAGCUUAAUGAUAUUAUAUCGCUCUUGAUCGGUCUAUGGGCUGUCAAGGCAGCUAGGAAAAGUUCAACCGUCAAAUACUCCUAUGGUGUAAGUCUUGCGUUUGCUUAACUUCAGUCGCAUAACUAAUUAUCUCUCAGUGGUUAAGAGCAGAGAUCCUUGGUGCAUUUUUUAAUGCUGUAUUCCUCAUCGCCCUUUGCAUGUCCAUCAUGCUGGAAUCCAUCGUUCGCUUCAUCGAUCCUCCUGUCAUCAGCAAUCCGAAACUUAUAUUGAUCGUAGGAUGUUGUGGUCUGGCUUCCAACUUGGUCGGAUUCUUGGUAUUGGGUGGUCACGGCCAUUCUCAUGGACCUGGAGAUGGAAGCGCCCAUGGUCAUAGUCAUUCUCAUGGCAACGAAAUUCGAGAUGCUGAGGAGGGACAUAGCCACAGCCACGCACAUGGCGAGCAUGAGCAUAACCACGAACAUGAUCAUGACCAUGACCACAAUCGCCUUGUACAUGAUGGAGAGUCUUACGCAGAUGCGGUAAAAGGCAAUAAACAUUCUUCCAAGGGUCAUAUUCAUUUCCCUCCUUCCGACCACGACCACGGUUCCGACUCGGUUCCUUCCAGCCCAACCAAGGCUCGAAAGCACAAGCGUCGAACAAGCAGAGGAGGAUUAUCCAAUGUUGAAGAUAUGAGCUUUUACCCAUCAAGCUUUAGACAAGCCAUUAUCGAAGCAAGUCAACCACCGCCCGAGUCUUCCAGUGAGGAUGGCGAGGAGGAUGGUGAUAUUGCUGAGACAAGACUUCCUAUCGCUCCUACCCCGAAGACGCCACUACUCGCAGAGCAUAAUGCCAAUAAGCAUAACAACCAUAACCACCGAAAGCCAAAAAAGGCAAAGAACGGUCAUAGUCAUGGUCAUAACCACGAUGACAUGGGAAUGAAUGCCAUGAUCUUGCAUGUCAUUGGUGAUGCUCUCGGCAAUGUCGGAGUAAUUGUAUCAGCUCUUAUUAUCUGGCUCACGAAUUGGCCUGGUCGUUACUAUGCAGAUCCUGCCGUAUCACUAUUCAUCACUAUCAUCAUUCUCAGAUCAGCAAUUCCAUUGACCAAGGCUACCGCCAAGAUCCUUCUCCAGGCCACUCCUGAUUCCAUCGAUCAAGAUGCCAUCAUCGAAGAUAUCGAGACUCUUGAUGGUGUUGUUAGCUGUCACCAUCCUCAUAUCUGGCAACUUAGUGAGAGUCAAAUCGUGGCCUCCAUGCAUGUCCAAAUUGCCUUUCCGCUUGAUGAAGCAGGUGGUACAAGAUACAUGGCACUCGCAAAGGAAAUCAAGAAAUGCUUGCAUGAGUAUAACAUCCACAGCGCUACGAUCCAACCGGAGUUCUGCACCAAGGAUGGCCAUGAUCAUCUCAACACUUCGCGAGGAAUGGGUCUAGAUGGAAACUCGACACCUCACAGUCGUGUUGAUGAGGAUUGUUUGUUGAAUUGCAUUGAGAAUUGCAAUAGUAAGGGUUGCUGUUCCACAUCGGCACCAAGUUCUGUUACACAUACCGAUGAUCAUGAUCAUGAUCAUACAGGUCAUAAUCAUAGUCACUAG